UUUAAUCCCUUUCUCUCUCAUCUUUUUCUUCUUUCUCUCUUCCCUUGUCGUCUUCUCAUUGCUUCAUUCUGCUCCUGAAGACCACCAAUAAUUUAAUUAAACAAAAACAAACACUGUAAUUGAAACAGUUGAAUCAUCAUCAUCAUCAUCAAUUAAUCCUACCCAUUUGAAUCUGGAGAUCUCCUUCUGGAGCAGAAGCAUUGCCAUCAAUGUGAUCCCAAGAUAUUUUCCUUUGACAAAUAUAUAUAAAUGGAAUCUCCAAGUUAUAGUUCUUGCCAUUAAGGUGGGAUAACUUGAUUCUGAUCUGAUGCAAGGUCAAAGGAGGACUGUUGGAUCGUUCCCAGCAAUUAUUAGUAUGAUGCAAGGGCCCAGUUCUAGUGGCACUGAUACAAAUCAUCAGUCUUCCUUAAAUCAUGUGCAAAAUGCUGUAGAUUCCCGAUUUUCAGAUUAUGGGGGAUCUUUUGGUGAGACUGCAUGUUUAUGUAGUACUAGUCAUGAUGUUCAAAGCUUCAGUAGUUGGAAUUUAGGGGAAUCUAGUUCUAGACUGAAUCUGACCAACCAAGGCAAUGCAGAAGGUCUAAAAUCAGAACAUGGUUUAUCUUCUUCAUAUAAUGCUACUAGCGAGGAUGGUCUUAUAUCUGAGGAAAGACAAUUUGAACCAAAUAGAGUAAAUUUUCCUGUUAGCUCAAAUAAUAAUCUACAUGGCAAUGAACCUAGAGUUUAUCCUUCCUUUUGUCAAGGCUCUAGUUCUAAUCAUAUUACCCAAAAUAUUAGUCUAGAUAUGGGGCAUGUUGCUAAUGCUUCUGACCGUGGGAAGGGAAAAGAAGCUAGUAGUGUUGAUGACUAUAAUACUAGUGGAAUAGAUAGAGAAAAGACAUUAUUUUGCAGUACAUCAUGUAAUUACACAGGAGCUUCAUCUGAAAACUCUGGAUCCAUGGCUUGGGGUGACGGUGAUAGUUCAAGUUCUCUAGUUAAUUGGGGUUCUUCCUGCAAGAGAAAAGCUCUUGAAGGUAGUUCUAGGCAACUGUGCUCAGGAGGAAGCUCAAGCACUUUUGCACAAUCUGAAAAUGAUUAUUGGCCUAUUGGUCCUGCUGAUCCUAGAGCUUCUAGCAACUUAAGUGAUGUUACAACUUUGGAGGAUAUUCCUGUUACUAGUCCUCCAUUACUGCAGAAUGUAAGAAAUGAAGUGAGACAAAAAGCUUCCAAUGCAUUUCCGUUGAUAAGUAUUGCAGAAAAUCUAGAAAGGCCUGUAAGAAACCUCAAUAGAAGAAUGAGCCAACUACAGGAUCAGGAAUCUAUACAUGUCAAUUUACCAUCAAUAGGGAGUUUUAGGCAUCUUAAUCAUUCUUCUCUGAGUCAAAUACCCGGCUCUCAGUCACUUAAUGAUUCAUUGGAAUUGAGGUUAACAGCCGGAGUAACAAAUGCUAAUUCUGGUACUUUAAACCAAUCACCUGCCCAGCGUAUCCAUUCUUUUCCUUUGAGUAGAAUCGCCAAUCCUAGGGGGGGAAGAUCUUUAUCUUCUUAUAACUCUGGAGAUAGAGUUAUUCGAGAAGAUUUUAAUUUGAGAGUGUUUCCCAGAGAUAGUAUUGAGCACCCUAUGAAUGCACCUGCAUCUUCACAACAUGAAUCUACACGUUGGCAUACACCUUCUGGUAAUAUGAACUUUUCUGAAGGUGUACCUCCUCCAUCCUGGAUUGGAUCUAGUUCAAAUGCCCACUUUUCACAUAAUUCUGGCUGGAAUUUUAAUCACGAAGUCCCAAUUGAAAAUGUGCAGAGUGUGUCAGAGUUUAAUCUUUGGCCCCUUUUUCCUUCAGUUUGCUCUGCAUCUGGUGUUCAUAAUGGUCAUUCUACUCCAUCUUCUUCUGGUCACCCCUCGUUUACCCAAGGUUCUGGCGACAAUCAAUCCUAUCUAAGAACAACAUUGUUAACAGAAAGAAGAGGUGGUGAUGUUCUCCCUAGUCCCCAUUCACUGCAAGCAUUAACCUUUGACAAUGAGGGGAGACGACGACUACUAUCCGAGAUUCGCCAGGUCUUGAUGGCAAUGCGGAGGGGUGAGAACUUACGAGCUGAGGAUUAUGCGUUAUUUGACCCUUUCCUAUAUCAUGGCUUGGCUGAAAUACAUGACAGACAUAGAGAAAUGCGCCUUGAUGUUGACAACAUGUCUUAUGAGGAAUUGUUGGCAUUGGAGGAGCGUAUAGGAGAUGUUAGCACCGGAUUGAGUGAGGAUGUCAUUGUUAAGUUGAUGAAGCAACGACUCAUGACACAGAGUUCUACAGUUUUGGAACCUUGUUCCAUUUGUCAGGAGGAAUUUGGUGAUGGAGAGAAUGUUGGAUCAGUGGAUUGUGGGCAUGAGUUUCACAGUGCCUGCAUCAAGCAGUGGCUAAUGCAGAAGAACAUCUGCCCCAUUUGCAAAGUAACAGCCUUAGCUACAUGACAGGGAGAAACCUUUAUCCUGUGUCAGUAUUUAUAACUUGUUUUACUUUAUGAAGUUAUUCUGUCAUGAUUCGAGCGCAUGUCUUCGUAAUGCUACUUCGAGUCCUUGCUUAAUGGACACUCUUCGAUCUUAAUUUAUUUACAGGUUAAA
Molecule: messenger RNA, 2584 nt
Organism: Vigna unguiculata (cowpea)
Lineage: Eukaryota; Viridiplantae; Streptophyta; Magnoliopsida; Fabales; Fabaceae
Product: E3 ubiquitin-protein ligase MBR2
Molecular function (GO): ubiquitin protein ligase activity
Source: RefSeq, a predicted model, not a curated record